Molecule: messenger RNA, 9114 nt
Organism: Falco peregrinus (peregrine falcon)
Lineage: Eukaryota; Metazoa; Chordata; Aves; Falconiformes; Falconidae
Product: excitatory amino acid transporter 4
Exons: 12
Coding region: 6606-8309 (567 amino acids)
Biological process (GO): L-glutamate transmembrane transport
Cellular component (GO): plasma membrane
Molecular function (GO): L-glutamate transmembrane transporter activity; neutral L-amino acid transmembrane transporter activity; glutamate:sodium symporter activity
Source: RefSeq, a predicted model, not a curated record
GAAUGCAUGAAUAAGAGCAGUGCCAGGUCUAGGGGCUGAAGCAGGACAGGAGGAUGGCAGGAGAUUUCCUUGGGCAUAUGCAUGAGAGAGCAGCAGGGACAGCUCUCACCCUGCUUCAGGACAGGGGACUGCCCAGCAGGGAGUGCUUUAAAAGUGGGACUGUAUGUUCUGGGCUGGGGUGAAAUGCCUGGUGGGCAGCUAGAGCAAGCUGAGCUUAUCACAGGAUCUUAGCAUGAGUAGGGAGCAGUGGGGAAAGCAGCGUUUGUCCUCCCAGUACCAGACUUAGGCCCCAAAGCAGCUGAUCAGCUGGCGAUCACCUUGUCGCUGUAGAGCUUAGCUGGGUCAGUGGCUGAACCCUCGGCAGAUCUGAUCUCCUCUGGGGUCCAUUGUCAUGGCAGGAGUUGGCUGGGAGGGAGCUGGCUGCCAGAUAGUGAGUGGGAAAUGGAGAUGCCCUAGCACAUCAUUGAGCAAAGCCCUGCCAGGGGCUGCUAUAGCAACACAAAGAUAGCUGAGUUCACCCCAGUUGGGCUUGGCAAUGGAAAUUUUCAGCACAGGCGCUUUGGCAGUGUUGCUUUCAGCUCACACUUCCCUUCCCAAGGGCAAGCAAUGGGCCAGGCUGCGAAAGAUCCAACAGUGUGAGGGGUGAGGAUGCCUCCAGCCAGGGGCUUUGUAAUCCCUCUCUAUCCUGGUCGUCGGGACUGAAAAAACCCAGCUGUUGGCACAGUGGCUGGAUUCAAUGCUCCUGACCACAGGCACUGAGCUGCUGUUGAGGGAAAGUGAGGCAGGAAUGCAGAAAUCCACUUUGCUGUCCAUGCAAAGCACCCAUCCAGCUGGUGGUGGAGGGGCUGUAGCUUCCUACCCUGGAGUGCCAAUGAUCUGCCCAAAAGCAAGUGUAGGACUUGAUAGCUGCUAACUGCGAUUGUCAGGCCCCAGAGCAGAGUCCUGCGGGAGAAGCAUGGCCCUGCCUGCCUUCUCUUGAACAGCCUGGCACAUCCCUUCCUUGCAAACACUGAGCCUUCCCUCCCUCCACACAAGGAUGGGCUCUGUAACUUCUGCCCACUCACUAGGUGACCCAGCACCAGAAGCUGUCCACCUUGGAAAGGCUAGUACAGCUGUCUCAGCAGCCCCUUGCCUUGCCCCUCCGUACCUGCCUAGCUUGUGCAAACCUCUUUCCAACCCCUCUCCUGCAGAGAUUCCUCCCUCUGCUCAGCCUUAGGGCGCUUCCCUUCUGCUACCUGUGGAGACUUCCCUCCUUGAAAACCCUCCUGGUUUUGAUGCUGAACAUAGUAGCAGGGUUUCCUUGGAGACAAGAGAAACAGUGGGCUCGAAAGUGCUGAUUAUUUCACAGUUGCUGGCUGGCUUUCAGCAACAACAACAGAAAAAAAUUGUGUUAGCAGAGGGAAGAGGGGGCCUGGGGUAGCAGCUGUCGAGGGGGGACGCCUGCCUGACAUGCUUUCCCAGUGUCAUCCUGUUAGCAGCAAGGCUUGCCCGAGUGCCACGCUCAUGCCCAUGGCAGCGGUGUGACCGUACACGCUGUCCCAAGCACCGCCGCUCUGGGAUUGCGUUGCCACUCUUCCCUCAGUCCCCAGAGGCUGGUAAACCUGGGAGAGGCUUUGCGGUGGGCAUUUCUAAUUUGGCUGCCUUCUGUCAGUCCCAGGAGUAAACCUGACUAAUUAGAUUAACCCCUUGUGUGUUCUUCUAUGCAGACAUUAGCAAUAGUGGGACAGUGAGGUAAAGCACCAGCAUUUCAGUCAUUGCCUCCCAUCCAUUUGUUCUGAGCAGUGACAACUGGGUUUGUCCCAGGCAAGAGCCUGAAACCCUGGGGACUGGAGCUCUCCUCUGCUGCACUGUCCGCAUGGUGCUUUGCCUGCCGUGGGGCUGGUUAUGUGAUAAUCGGCUGACAUCUCUUGGGCACAUUAACAAUCAGAAAGCCAUGCUGGCACACAGGGAGCAGGGCAUGGACUGACUGCUGGGGCAGGGCAGGGCAGAAGGCAGAUAAAGUCUUCACAUGAACUUUUCAUUUACUUUCUCCAACCCCACACACCGUGGGAAGAGUGCCCUGUAAUGCCAUAUCCUGCCAGUGGCCAGGACCUUCCUUGUCCCAGAGAAGCAUCUCACAGCGGAUCCACUUGACCGACAGCUCCUCCUCUGCUGAGACACCCCGGGGUCCUCAUGAUCUGUCCAAUAGCCACAAACAGCAGUUGGCCAUUUCCAUGAAGUAGCAGCAUCUUGUUUAUCUUGCAGUGUGGUGCAAGAGUGGUGUGCAGGGGUUAGAGGGUGAGAGAAGAGUGGGGAACCAGACCAUAGCCCUGUACUAAUUAUACAUAUAAAUUAGCUCCAGGACACUGUCAGGGACAGGGUGUGUCAGUGCUGUCUGUAAAGCCUUGCCUCACAGCACAUCAGCAGCAGAUGGGGGGAUCACAGCAUGGCUGAGGUUGGCAGGGACCUCUGGAGGUCACCCAGUCCAACCCCCCUGCUGAAAGCAGAGUCAACCAUGGUGGGUUGCUCAGCACCUUGUCCAGUCACCUUUUGAAUAUCUCCAAGGAUGGAGACCCCACAACCUCUUUGGGCAACCUAGUGUUCGGUCUGCCUUGUAGUUAAAAACCCUUUUCUUACGCUUAAGAAGAAUUUCCUGCUACUUCAGUCUGUGUCCACCACCUCUCAUCUGGUUAUUGGGCAACACUGAGAAGGGUCUGACACUGUCUUCUUUAGACCCUCCCUUCAGGUAUACAUUGAUAAGAUCCCCCUGAGCCUUCUCUCCUCCAGGGUGAACGGUCCCAGGUCUUCCAGCCUUACUUCAUGAGAGAUACUCCAGUCUCUUCAUCAUCUUUGUAGCCCUUUGUUGGACUCUCUCGAGUGUGCCCAUGUCUCUCUUGUACUGAGGAGCCCAGAACUGGGCACAGCACACCAGGCGUGGCCUCACCAGUGCUGAGCAGAGGGGAGGGAUCACCUCCCUCGAUCUGCUGGCACAAACACAGCUGCAUUUCUGGACCCUAGUGCUGGUCCCACCUGGGACCUCCAGAGGGCUCUGGGAUCCCAGGGGUGAUGUAGUGGAUGGAGGCCCUAAGACAAGGCUGUACUGUCAUUAGCAGUUUGCAACCUUUAGUUUCAUCCAGGCCAUGGCAAGUAGUCAAAUGCAUUUCCUCUUCACCCAGCGCAGCCUAACCCUGACCAUUGCAUGGACAAAACCAGGCCGAAGAUCUGCAGGCUCUCCUCAUGCUCAGAAAGCCGGCAGCCCUGUGACCCAAAGGCUGCUGCACGUGACUGGAGUGAGGACGGAGCCGUGCGCAAUAGAUUUAUUUCCAUAGGCUUAAAUACAGUUUCUGUUCCUGUUGUGAAGGAGUGCUAAGGCAUGCAAAGCUCUGUUGGGACAGUGGGUUUCCCCCACUGGUUACCAACAGGACAGUGGAACGGGUUCCCUGUGGGCAGCACAAACUGUCUGUUCUCUCUGGCAGAAACACAGUGCACCAGUGCUGCGCAGAACGGAGCUGCCCUGGCCAGCACCACUGCCCUGACCUCUUGGGAGCUGUUUUCUACUCUUAGCUGCGUAGCUCUGCACAUACAGGUGCAGCCCGUCUCCUCCAGCUCCCCCAAACUCCUGCCCCUGGACUCAGCCCUAGGGACGUACAGCGUUGGGCACUGCUCUGCAAACACUCCCCAGUUUCAGACACCAUUCCCGAAGGGCUCUCCCAGACACCGUCAAACAGGUAGAUGGAGCAGACCAGAUCCAUGGCCCGUGCAUUCCUGUGGAAAGGCUCCCCUUAACCCCUGCUGGCAGUCUGACAUGCUGCUCUAUACGAACUUGCUUGUGGGCCCUUAUGGAUGCAAACUGCCUCUACACAGAAGUGCAAAAACUUUUGCCACAUGAAAAAGAAACUUAAGAAAUACUUUCAACCUACUUCUUGACGCUGCUGUUUGAAUAACUGAGUGCAGGAACAUUUCAGUGAUGGCAGCUUUAUAAAAUUCAAACAUUGGGUUAUUUCCUGAAGCUCAGCCUGCACAAAAAACAAAGUAAGAAGAAACUGAAGGCUUUCACAGUUGCUUUCUUAGAAUCUGAGUUAAAUGCAAAAUUCCUUCAGCAGCAACUUAAAAUUUGCCCCAACGAUUUCAUUUUUUUUCUGUUGUCGUGACAUAGCAAUAUUUAAGAUGUGCAUGUGGAUUUCUGACUACUAAAAAAACCCCAGUUUUGAGCAUCAAAUGUUACAACGUGAAAACUGUAUUAUUCCCCACAAGCAUAAUUCAUGCCUCUGCACUUUAUCACAAGGCAAAGUCUGAAAUUAUUCUCAUCCUAAAUCCAAAACACAGCACUAUACCAGCUACUAGUCAGAAAAUUAACUCUAUCCCAACCGAAAGGACACAACCCUACACCUUCAGGGGACAACUCCAAAUAUCUGGCCUCCAAGAAAGCCUCGUCAGGGCGCAGCGUGGGCUCUUGUAAUUCCCAAAGGGACUGGGAGCUGAGCAUAAGCCAAUGGCCAGCAGGGCAGGGUCUGGCCAGCCAGGAUGUAGCCACAUGGUGUCGGAGCAAGUCAAACGGGGCAGGGCUGGAGUAUGCUCUAUAUUUGUAGGUCAUCAUAAGACCAUUUUCUUUUCUGUCCCCUAAUUUCUUCCAUAAUAAUCCCUAGCACUGUUUUUCUGCCAGCCUGUGCUUUUAUGUGAUAUUUCCAGUAUCUUUUGGAGUCACUAGAGUGACUAAAAUUUAUUCUUCUUCUGUUUAUUGCUUUUCACUUAUUCACAGAGCAGUUCAUCUUCCAGGUCACUUGUGAGCUGAUGAACAGCUCAGCCAUUUCCACAGUUUCUUAUUGGACUUCACAACUGAAAUCUCUUUAUUAGCAACCUGUCACCACAAGUGAUCAUAGGGGAAUCUUCCCUUUCAUCCCAUGAUAUGUCCGUUGCUUUAAAAACCUUUCAUACAAAACUUGCAAAACUUUUUUUUUUUAAAUCUGGUUGAUUUGACACUGAGCUUGUAUCCUUACUGAUUUGUUUUUUUCUUCAACUAAAUGAAUUUGAAGAUUGCCUUUUACUUCUACUGAUUUCCCUAGUUCUCCAUUCUUACAAGCUGGCUUUUUCUCUGGGAGAGGGGCAUGGAUAAGGAUGUGGGGACCUGUGUGCCUUUUAAGAGUCUGUAGUGAAACUGUCCAUUCAAGAUAGUAUUUCAAGCAGUUUCUCUGCUGUGUGCAAUAUUUUACUCUCAGUUUCUAAGUCUGGAGCUGCUCAGUUCCCGUUGUUUCAGGGGAUGAGGCUCUCCCCAUGUGCCACCAGGCUGCAGCAGAGCAGAGAGCCCAGGGCUGUUUCAUCACUGUCCUUACCACCACAGAUGGGCAGCCUCGGGUUUGUGCUUAACAUUCUCCACCGUGCAAAUGUCGGACAAACUUGCAAGAAACCACUCAGUAGGCGUGGACGUAUUUGCAUCCCCUUGUCACAGAUCUGAGAAGAGCUAGGAUACCCUUCGGAAAACGAAGCUAGUUUCAUGUCAUUGCUUACAUUCUUUUUAUGAUAAAGCGGUAUUUAAGGACAAGGGUGCACAUGGGGGCCAAAAGUGUGCCAUUUGUGACAAGGGGGUGCAAAUUUGCCCUGAUGCUACCACACGUGGCCUCCAGCGAAGCUGUCUCCUGGUGAGUGUGUGAUGGCUAACUCUUCUUUCCCUUCAGCCAGGAUUUUAUGACUCUGUCUUUAAAACAUGCUCAUGGGAAAGUUCUGCACACUGCAUGGUUUCAGCUUUUCUGACAUUGGCUGUUUUUAGCAGAGACAAGGCAUGAAGAGGAGGAGUGUUCUUCAACGUCCACUAAGAGUUGGAACAGAUACAUCUCAGUUGAUUCAGAGAUUUCCUGUUUUCUAGCUCUUUCUAGGUCCUUAAGCACUCUUGCCCUCCUCCCCUCAUGCUGGAACUCUUCUCCCUGGGUAGAUGGGAAGAUAACCACACAAAAAUCUGCAGGAAUCUGCACAAAAAGAGCAGGACAGAAAAGUGUAGUGCAAAAGUCUUCCUUCCCCAUUUUUCACUUUCACCAUCUUCUGACUGAUGUCCUUAAAAUAGCCAAAAUUCCACUGUUAUGUGAAACCUUAUUGCCAGGAACUAGGCAUUAGUUUUGCAACACCGAACUUUCUUGCAAAAUAUCCUGUGCUUCCUGGUCUAGCCUUGAAGUUACCUCCAAAAAUGCUCUCUCAAAUAUCUCAGUGUUUCUGGCAGAGUGGAGCCUGGAGAAGCAGCCGUGAAUAGGGGAACCCUCACCGAGAGCAAAGCCACCGUCUUCCUCCCAAGAAGGAAAAUCCAAGCCAUUGACAGACCAUUAAUCUGGAAGAGUAUUUGGAUGACUUACUGCAGAAGUCAGAACUUCCAGCUGAUGCAAUAGAGAAUAUUUACACAAUUUCAGGCCAGCAAUGCAGAGGGAAUGCGCUGUGGAGGGGGCCACUGUAUUGCAAAAUAUGCAGAUGGAGAAAGGGAGCAAGUCAGCAAGAGGGUGGGGACAUCAAGGAGCAAGCUCUGCUGAAAUUUCAUUCUGUUUGCACAAAAAUACAUUUUCCAGUGCACGUGGAUGGGGACACCUCUGGAGAAAAGAGCAGCAUAGGCAGAGCCGUGCCUCGGGGACUGAGCAGCCGUGCUGACCAUGAGCGAACAGAGUCACGUCAACAGCCUGUUCCUCAACGAGGACGCAGCCAAGCGGCUCAAUGCCGAGAGCCGGGUACAGCGCUUCCAGCAGGCGGUGCAGAAGCGGGCAGCGCGGGCCAAGAAGCGGAUGAACAGCAUCACCGCUGACACCGCUAAAAGCUUCUUCAGGAGAAAUGCCUUCGUCCUCUUCACCAUUGCUGCAGUCUUACUAGGGAUCAUCCUGGCAUUUUCCCUCCGGCCCUACCAGCUGACCUAUCGCCAGAUCAAGUACUUCUCCUUCCCCGGCGAGCUGCUCAUGCGUAUGCUCCAGAUGUUGGUUCUUCCUCUCAUUGUUUCCAGCUUGAUUACAGGAAUGGCCUCGCUGGAUGGCAGAGCCUCAGGGAAGAUGGGGAUGCGGGCUGUUGUCUACUACAUGGUGACAACAAUCAUAGCAGUGUUCAUUGGCAUCCUCAUGGUGAUCAUCAUCCAUCCAGGAAAAGGAUCUAAGGACAAGCUUCACCGAGAAGGCAGAAUUGAGCAGGUGCAGACCACAGAUGCCUUCAUGGACUUGGUGAGGAAUAUGUUCCCACCCAACCUGGUAGAAGCCUGCUUCAAACAGUACAAGACACAGUACAGCACCAGGGUCUUCACCAGAACCAUCCUCCACAGCAGCAAUGUCACAGCAGGCAUGACAACCACUCAGAUCCCUGUGCCUGAGAACUUCACUGGCAUCCUGGAGAACAUCACUCAUGCCCUGGGGACCGUCUCCGAGGUGCUGACCUUUGAAGAAGUCAUUCCCAUCCCGGGCUCAGCCAAUGGGGUGAACGCGCUGGGGCUGGUAGUGUUCUCCAUGUGCUUCGGUUUGGUGAUCGGCAGCAUGAAGCAGAAGGGACGGGCCCUGCGGGAGUUCUUUAACUGCCUCAACGAAGCCAUCAUGAGGCUGGUGGCCAUUAUCAUCUGGUAUGCUCCAGUUGGGAUCAUGUUUUUAAUUGCUGGCAAAAUCCUGGAGAUGGAUGACCUAGCAGUGAUGGGAGGCCAGCUGGGGAUGUACACGCUCACUGUCAUCGUUGGACUCCUCAUUCAUGCCCUCUGCAUCCUGCCGCUGCUCUACUUCAUCGUCACUCACAGAAACCCCUGGGUAUUCAUUGCAGGGCUUCUGCAGGCUCUCAUCACAGCCCUGGGCACCUCCUCAAGCUCAGCGACUCUGCCCAUCACCUUCAGGUGCUUGGAAGAAAACAAUGGUGUGGACAGGCGCAUCACGAGGUUUGUCCUGCCUGUGGGAGCUACAAUUAACAUGGAUGGCACAGCUCUGUAUGAGGCCCUUGCAGCCAUCUUCAUUGCACAAGUCAACAACUACGAACUUGACUUCGGGCAGAUCAUCACAAUAAGCAUCACUGCCACAGCAGCCAGCAUUGGAGCCGCAGGUAUUCCCCAGGCAGGACUGGUGACAAUGGUUAUAGUGUUGACAUCAGUGGGGCUGCCUACUGAAGACAUUACGCUGAUCAUCGCUGUGGACUGGUUUCUGGACCGCCUCAGAACAACCACCAACGUCCUGGGGGAUUCUCUGGGGGCUGGCAUUGUGGAGCAUCUCUCCCGGCAUGAGCUGGAUGCGCAGGACUGCGAACUUGGUAAUUCUGUGAUAGAGGAGAAAGAGCGGCUCUCCCAGCUGGUUUGCCCCCAGAACGACACCCACAGGCACCCCAGGAGUGAGACAGCACUGUGAAAUCGGGCAGCAGAGCGCAGAUUAAUGCAGUAAAAAGCCAAGACUUGAAACAGAAGUCCAUAGUGGAGGACAGAGAAAGAUCCACUCUUCAAGAUGCACACUCUUCUCCCCCCUCUGCCACAUGCAGUUUUCCCUGAUCCCAUUUCUCCCCCAUCUUUUUCUGACUGGCAUUAGAGAAGAAAAUUACACUGCAAAGGAAGUUUAUUCCACAAAAGCCUGAUUUAGUUGUUCUGAUGGGGUCCAAGAGUUAGACCUGAGUAAAGAAGACUCAGCGAACAAGCUGGACCAGGAGUUCCUCCAUUUCUGAGCUAAAAUAGAGCACAGCUAAGUGGCAAGGUGGGUCAGGGACACCACCGCAUCUGGACUGGCACCAAAAUGUUGCCAUGAUGACUCUGCCCUACAGGAUACUGCUGCAAGGCCUUCACUUUGUCAGUGGCUUCCCCCAGUCACGCAAAGCUUUUAGUACUGGCCAUUUAGAGAUCUCUGGAGAGCCCCAGCACUCCUGUUCAGCUCUCCACUGGCAAGAGUGUCUAUGACAGACACAGUGUCCUCCUUGCUCGCAGUCCUGGUGUUCGCACAGACAUGCAGCUGAUGCUUCCUGAGAGCUUCUCACUCCUCUGGCAACCCUUCUGGCUGCAGAUACUAGAGUCACCCAGCUCCUGAUGGAACGUGGGACCACACAGCAGGGACAGGGCUCACUGUGCCGGCUGGUAGCACAAACAGGGGUCAAUAGGCUUUUCAUUAGUGGAAGCUGCUAAAGGAUUGUGAAAGCAGUGAACAAUUAAAGAAUUUAUUAUAUACAUUA